AUGCCUCAGCCAUUGAGCUCUAAAGAUGGCUCAUUAUUUCGCCAAGUAGUGCGACUUUGUGAAAAUAAACAAUACAAGAAGGGGCUUAAGGCUGCCGAACAGAUUUUGCGCAAAAAUCCUAACCAUGGCGAUACGAUAGCAAUGAAAGCUCUCAUGGUAAACUAUCAAGGGCAAUCGGACGAAGCAUUUGGGUUGGCGAAGACAGCUUUGAAGAACGACAUGAAGUCGCAUAUCUGCUGGCACGUUUAUGGUUUGCUGUAUCGUGCUCAGAAGAACUACGAUGAAGCAAUUAAAGCGUACCGAUUUGCCCUCAAGCUCGAGCCAGAGUCUCCGCAGAUCCAGAGGGACCUGGCAUUCCUUCAGGCACAAAUUCGGGAUUUUUCUGGCUACGUACAAAGUCGUACAGCCAUGUUACAACAAAAACCGGGCAUCCGUCAAAAUUGGACUGCAUUAGCGAUUGCGCACCAUCUAUCAGGCAAUUUGACAGAGGCAGAAAAUGUGCUAACGACCUAUGAGGAAACGCUCAAGACGCCUCCCCCAAGAACCGAUAUGGAGCAUUCAGAAGCUGUUUUAUAUAAGAAUUCGAUAAUCGCGGAAUCGGGCAACUUGGAAAAGGCACUUGAACAUAUUGAGGCAGUUGGCGACCAAUGUUUUGACGUUCUGGCUGUCAUGGAAAUGCGAGCAGAUUAUCUUUUGCGAUUGGGCCGAAAGGACGAGGCCGUGGUUGCAUAUGAGGAACUUUUAGAGCGCAAUUCAGAAAAUUCGCAGUAUUAUGAUGCUUUACUCAAGGCAAAAGCUAUUGAUAAGGAAAACCACGCGGAGUUGAAGGCGGUCUUUGAUUAUUGGGCCGGAAAAAACCCACGAAGCGAUGCACCCCGCCGAAUACCCCUUGAAUUUCUGGAAAAGGAUGAUUUCCGCCAAGCAGUCGAUAUUUAUCUUCAGCGGAUGUUGAAGAAGGCCGUUCCUUCCACCUUUGCAAAUAUUAAAUCAUUAUAUUCCAACACUUCGAAACGCGAUAUCGUUCAGGAACUUGUCGAAGGAUAUGCAACUGAAGGCCUUAGCACUAAAGCAAAUGACUCAGCGGAGGAUUCUAGUAAAGUAAACGACAAUUUUUUGAGCGCUGUGUACUACUUUCUUGCCCAACAUUACAAUUAUUAUCUCAGUCGCGAUUUGGAGAAAGCAAUGGAAUAUAUUGGCAAAGCAAUUGAGCUUGUUCCAACAUCUGUUGAUUACCACAUGACAAAGGCAAGAAUAUGGAAGCAUUACGGCAACCUUCCGAAUGCCGCUACAGCUAUGGAUGAGGCGCGAUUAUUAGACGACAAAGACCGGCACAUCAAUUCGAAAGCUGCAAAAUACCAGCUACGCAAUGACGAAAAUGACAAGGCGCUGGACAUUAUGAGCAGAUUUACGCGAAACGAACCUUCUGGAACUCUUGGGGAUCUUCUUGAAAUGCAGUGCAUUUGGUAUUUGACAGAGGAUGCCGAGUCGUAUCUUCGUCAGCGAAAAAUUGGCCUCGCACUGAAACGAUUCCACGCCAUUUAUGAGAUAUUUGAUAUUUGGCAGGAGGAUCAACAUGAUUUCCAUAACUUUUCGUUACGUAAAGGUAUGAUCCGGGCCUAUAUCGAUAUGAUACGAUGGGAGGACCAGUUGCGAUCACACCCAUAUUACACGAGAGCCGCGCUUGGCGCUAUAAAGACGUACACUAUGCUUCAUGACGAACCCGACCUCGCACAUGGGCCAGUUCCUGUUGCUGUUAACGGCGUUGAUGGAGACGAGGACAGUGCCGAAAGAAGGAAAGCGCUCAAAAAGGCAAAAAGAGAACAGCAGAGGCUAGAAAAAGCAGAAGCUGAGAAGGCGAGAAUGAAAAAGGCUGCUAGCUCCACCGGCGUUACGGAAGGCAAAGUAGAAGACACAGAUGCGCUGGGGUCCGAUCUAGCCCACACGCAGGACCCCAUGAAGGAGGCGAUGAAAUUCCUAACACCGUUAUUGGAGAUGUCUCCCAACAACCUUAAAGUGCAAAUUGCGGGCUACGAGGUUUAUAUUCGAAGAAAGAAAUAUCUCCUCGCUUUGAAGUGUCUUCUUGCUGCACACGCCAUCGAACCAUCCAGCCCUGCGUUGCACAUACAACUCGCCAAAUUCCGAAAAACCCUCAACAGCCUAUCUGAACCUCUCCCGUCUGAAGUUCAAGAAAUCCUCUCUUCCGAAUUCGAGGCUAUCCUCCCAGCAUCCCAGGAUCUCUCUGCCUGGAACGAUACCUAUCUCAGCAACAAUAGCUCGAGCAUGUCGCAUGUGCACGCAGCUCUUACUGUCCGACGAUUAGUCGACCCAGAGAAAAGCGCUCAAACGGAGAAGGACCUUGCGGCGUCUAUUGACUCAGACGUCGCAUCCAUGGAGUCCGCGCUGGCGGGUCUCCACCUGCUCGACGACUGGCGCAGCGGAUCAGAGACCAAGUCGUUGUACAUAGAUCAAGCGCACAAACGGUGGAAGGAGGCGUCGAUGUUCCAGCAGUCCUAA
This is a messenger RNA of Ophidiomyces ophidiicola, 2514 nucleotides long. RefSeq lists its product as uncharacterized. Lineage: Eukaryota; Fungi; Ascomycota; Eurotiomycetes; Onygenales; Onygenaceae. The record is from RefSeq and is a predicted model, not a curated record. Gene Ontology annotation, biological process: N-terminal peptidyl-methionine acetylation. Gene Ontology annotation, molecular function: protein-N-terminal amino-acid acetyltransferase activity; protein binding. Gene Ontology annotation, cellular component: cytoplasm; NatA complex. The transcript is spliced from 3 exons. The coding region runs from base 1 to 2514 and encodes 837 amino acids.